CUAUCAUCAUACGCCGUGGACACACCGGGCAGAAGCAGCUCUUUUACCUCCCAUUAAUGUAAAAUAAAGUUUAUUAGGAUCAAAUAAAAUGGUUGGAAAGAUUAAACAUGUCCGUCAGAAGAUUCACCAGGAGGCUGUGAAGCUCGACAAGCCGAGCAGCAUCACUCACAGCCCGGCAAACGAGUCUCUAUCCCCGGGGUUGGAGAAACCUCCUGCUGCCUCGUUUUUCUUUUUGAAACCUCCACUGUUGGAAAAUAAGAAGAAUGACAUCCAGGCUGAUGUCAAACAGCAGACUGCUGCAGGAAGCUCGUUCCCCACUGGGAUCUUCGCCGGCACGAAAAUAACUCGGGAAGCUCUCGUACAGACGCUGAAGUUUGAGGAGCCUCCAGAUGUUCCCCCAGCUGCUCAGAAAGGCCCAGAGGAGAAGAAGCUGAAGACAAAGAAAGAGAAGAUGAAGGAGAGGAGAGAGAGAUGGCUCCACAAGAUCAGCUCUAUCAAACAGGCGAAGGAGCGUCAGGCAGCUGAGGCCCGGCGUCAGGCCACGCCCGUGGUGGGCGAUAUGAGGCCGCUCGCUGACGCCCUGCCGGAGCUCUCUCAGCUCAUCGCUCCCAUCGCCGCUGAUGCUGCCACCACCGCCCCCGCUGCUCGCCGCAAGAGCAGGAAGAACAAAGUUCCGGUGAAGAGGCCCGAGCCGACGGACUUCAGUCAGAUGAAACAGUCACAGAAACGCAAACUACUAGAGGAGGAGAUGAGCCGUUUUGGAGACGCGGUGAAGACUCUUUCAGCCAAAAUGAACCCUCUGGUGGACAUCGGGGAGCAGCUGAGGAAGAGGAUGAGGCAGGAGGAUGAGCAAGGUCCGAGCUAACAUCAGUGGAUAUAACGCUGAGAGAGACUGAAAGAUUUCCUCAAUGGAAAGAAAAGUCUGUAUUUUUACAUAUUUUUGGAGCUAAAUGAUGAAGAAAGGUGGUGAACGUCUCAGGAGGUGGACCGAUCCUGCAGCAUGUGAACAGGCUGAAAUGUCUGAACCAAUAUCGUUGAUGGAUUAGAAGUUGUUCUAUAAAAAUUAAGAAAAGAUCAAUAACUUUUUAUCACUCAAAAGAUCACGAUACAGCUGUUACAGCCAGUCUCCUUGCUGCAGGAUGAAGAAAUCUAUAAGAGCCUUUCAAAACAUUUUGUUUGCAUUAGUCAUUUGAGCCCUAAAAUGUGCAAAAAUAGAGCAAAGUUUUAAAAAGAAGCACCAGAGUCCCUCUCAAAGAGAUGAAUCUACACCUGAUUUCAUCACAGAAACCUUCUGAAUGACACAAGGACUCAGAGUGCAGCUUUUGCAAAUGUUGGCUGUGAUCCUUUAUCAUACUACCCACCUCCUAAGUACGACAGCACAUUAAUAAUCUUGUUUCAUGUGUCGUUUCUGUAAAUGCAGGCCCCGAUAUCCACUUUCAUAUUUCCCUCCUAAAUAAACCACAGCACAUUAA
Cheilinus undulatus (humphead wrasse) is the source of this 1472-nucleotide messenger RNA. It is a transcript of the gene slx9, whose product is annotated as family with sequence similarity 207 member A. The record is from RefSeq and is a predicted model, not a curated record. NCBI's taxonomy places the organism in Eukaryota, Metazoa, Chordata, Actinopteri, Labriformes, Labridae. Gene Ontology annotation, biological process: maturation of SSU-rRNA from tricistronic rRNA transcript (SSU-rRNA, 5.8S rRNA, LSU-rRNA). Bases 89 to 865 code for a protein of 258 amino acids. The transcript is spliced from 6 exons. Gene Ontology annotation, cellular component: 90S preribosome; nucleolus; preribosome, small subunit precursor.